CGGCAGAAGGCGGGCCUUUCGGGACUGCGCAGGCGCUGGUGCCUACCCGGGUUUCCAAGAUGUCUAAGUACGUCCCAUCUCGGCUGGCGUCCUUGCCCCAGACCCUCGAUCACGCCGAAUACGACACGUCAUCCGAGGUCCGGCGGGCGCAGAUCGAGCGUCUGGCCAUCCGCGCCCGCCUCAAGCGCCAGUACCUUCUGCAGUACGACAACCCUCACCGCCGAGGGAUCAUCGAAGAUCCUGCUUUGCUUCGUUGGACCUAUGCAAGAACAGCAAAUAUCUACCCGAAUUUCAGACCUACUCCUAAGACCUCAUUCUUAGGUGCUGUGUUUGGAAUUGGUCCCCUUUUCUUCUGGUAUUAUGUUUUUAAAACUGAUAGGGACAGGAAAGAAAAACUUAUUCAAGAAGGAAAAUGGGAAAGACCACUGAACAUUACUUACUAAGUCUGUGAAAAAAUAUGAUUGCUAUGUAUUUAAAUCACUGUAUUGUACAUCUUGAAAAAGAUGAAUUCUUGCUUAAAUAAAUUUUAUGAUGCUUAUUAAACAA
Messenger RNA from Antechinus flavipes (yellow-footed antechinus), 546 nucleotides. RefSeq names its product NADH:ubiquinone oxidoreductase subunit B4 (gene NDUFB4). Lineage: Eukaryota; Metazoa; Chordata; Mammalia; Dasyuromorphia; Dasyuridae. Bases 60 to 443 code for a protein of 127 amino acids. The transcript is spliced from 3 exons. Gene Ontology annotation, cellular component: mitochondrion. The record is from RefSeq and is a predicted model, not a curated record.